AUGAACGCCGCCCCCCCGGCAGGAAGCGCCCUGGCACCUGGCGGGGCCACUGGCCCCACCACACCCAAGAAGGGCCCACCCAAAUUCAAGCAGAGGCAGACUCGCACAUUCAAGAGCAAGGCCCCCAAACCAGGCCAAAAAGGGUUUGGUGAUGACAUUCCCGGCAUGGAGGGUCUUGGCACAGACAUCACGGUCGUGUGCCCAUGGGAAGCCUUUGGCGACAUGGAGCUCAGCGACCUGGCCAAAUACGGCAUCAUUUAA
Messenger RNA from Nerophis lumbriciformis (worm pipefish), 261 nucleotides. NCBI's taxonomy places the organism in Eukaryota, Metazoa, Chordata, Actinopteri, Syngnathiformes, Syngnathidae. The record is from RefSeq and is a predicted model, not a curated record.